CAAAUAUAUGAAAAUAAAGAAAAUUCAAAAAAGCAAAUUAUACUUGCUGCUACGGCAAUUGCAUCCAAAUCAAAAAAAGAAGUUAUAAAGGAUUUAAUUGAAGCCUUUUCUUUAGCAAAUAUUCCUCUUGAAAAAGUAAACA
This is a messenger RNA of Racocetra fulgida, 142 nucleotides long. The record is from the annotation of a GenBank genome assembly. NCBI's taxonomy places the organism in Eukaryota, Fungi, Glomeromycota, Glomeromycetes, Diversisporales, Gigasporaceae.